Messenger RNA from Megachile rotundata (alfalfa leafcutting bee), 3020 nucleotides. It is a transcript of the gene Mlh1, whose product is annotated as DNA mismatch repair ATPase Mlh1. Gene Ontology annotation, biological process: mismatch repair. Gene Ontology annotation, cellular component: MutLalpha complex. The record is from RefSeq and is a predicted model, not a curated record. Gene Ontology annotation, molecular function: ATP binding; mismatched DNA binding; ATP hydrolysis activity. Lineage: Eukaryota; Metazoa; Arthropoda; Insecta; Hymenoptera; Megachilidae.
UAUUAUAUCCAAAAAGUAUGUUUGAUGUAAAUAUAUAAUUUCAACCGAAUAUUUGAAGAUACUGACGAAUGAAAACGUUCGUUAUCGUUGAAAAAAGAAUAUUUAACGUCGGAACUUUCUCGAAUUUAUGCUCUGUUCGUAAAUUUCCAGAAUAUUUUUAUGGUAUUAUCUAAAAAAUAAUGCAACAACAAAUAACAAUGUAAUUAGAGGAGUUCUAUGUUAUUUAAAUUGGCAGUCGUCGUUUAAUUGACAUACUUGGAUUUAACACUCAAAAACUUGGCGCGUCUACGUUUCGUCAAAUAUGACUGCACCAGGAAAAAUUAAGAAAUUAAACGAAGUUGUAGUAAACAGAAUUGCAGCCGGUGAAGUGAUACAAAGGCCAGCAAAUGCAUUAAAAGAAUUAAUUGAAAACAGUCUUGAUGCGAAAGCUACUAAUAUUCAGAUUAUUGUCAAAGAAGGUGGAUUAAAAUUAUUACAGAUUCAAGAUAAUGGCACAGGUAUCAGAAGAGAGGAUAUGGAUAUUGUUUGCGAACGAUUCACAACAAGUAAAUUACAAACGUUCGAGGAUCUUCGAUCGAUAUCGACUUUUGGAUUUCGAGGUGAAGCUUUAGCGAGCAUUAGUCAUAUAUCUCUUUUAACCAUCACGACAAAAACUGCGGACGAGAAAUGUGCUUAUAAGGCAUCGUAUAUCGACAGUAAACUUAAAGGACAACCUAAGCCGUGCGCUGGAAAUCAAGGCACUACAAUAAUGAUUGAAAACUUAUUUUAUAAUGUUGCGACACGAAGAAAGGCUUUAUCGAAUCCAACAGAUGAAUUCAAUAAAAUUAUUGAUGUUGUUACAAAAUAUGCUAUACAUAAUCCUAAUGUGGGAUUUCUGUUAAAAAAACACGGUGAAAUAACGCCUCAGAUACGGACUUUGCAUAAUUCGACUAAAAUGAAUAACGUAAGAAUACUUUAUGGUAAUCCUGUAUCCCGAGAAUUAUUAGAGGUGGAACUUGAAGAUAAAGAUUAUAAGUUCAAAAUGCAUGCUUUAAUAACAAAUCCAAAUUAUACUAAUAAAAAGAUGGUGUUUCUUCUCUUUAUCAAUGAUAGAUUAGUUGAAUCUUCUUCAAUUCGUAAAAUGUUGGAAGAAGUUUAUACAUUUUAUCUUCCCAAAAAGACUCAUCCAUGGUGUUAUGUAUCUUUAAAAAUUGAACCGCAAAAUGUUGAUGUCAAUGUUCAUCCAACAAAACACGAAGUGAAAUUUCUUCACGAAGAUGCCAUUAUUGAAAAAAUAAGAUUAAGUUUGGACGACAGACUUUCUGGAAACAGUGCCUCCAGAACGUUCUAUGUACAAGCCCGAUUACCAAAAGCAGAUAUUACUAAAGAAGUUUUGAAAGAAGUUUUACCAGAAUACGAACAAGAAAGUAAUGAUAAAAUGAAAAAGAUUCGCCCUCAAGAAAUGAUUAGGACUGAUUCGUCUAAUCAAAAAUUGGACAAAUUUAAUUUUACUAUUCACACGGCAAUGAAACGUGAUAAAAAUGUAGAUAAUAUUCUGUCUGACAAUUGUGCAAAUAAUGUAGUACAGAAUAAAUCGAUCUCAAAAGAAACGGAUAAUAAUAAAGAAGAUUAUGUUGAUAUUACUGAAAAACCAGAUACUGUACAAUGCUUAACAUCAAAUCUAGAUGUUACAAACCAGAAAAAUACAUCAGCGCCAACAGAAGUAGUAGAAACGGAAGAAUCUACUCCAUGGAGUGAUAUAAUAAAUGAUACAAGUCCGUCUGCAUCGUCAGAAUUAAUAUUAUCUGGUAUUUCUACUUUAGUUACAUCAACUCAAAAUGAGAACAAGUUAAAUAACACGAACGACAUCUUAAAAAUUACCGAUGAUAAUUUUGAUGAAAGUAUACUAAAUAAUUGUAUAGAAGAAAUAGAUGAGUCUGUCAAAGGAAAAUGCAUUGACGUGAUUGCAGACAAAGCGCGUAAACAGGUGUAUAAAUGCUUUGGAAAUAAAAGUGAUGUAUCAGAGAAGGAAGAAACUAUUAAAGGCGAAAAAGAAACACAAAUUGACAAAACUGAGAAAAACAAUGUAUCUGGUGAAAUAAAACGGACAGAUGCACAAUCUUUCAAAACUACUGAUAAUACCGAGAAAGAUGAUACUGCAAGUACGCACGAGUUCAAAUCCUAUUCGAUAAAUAAUUUCAGGAGGGAAGUAAAGUUAACGAGUGUUUUAAAAUUACGCAAAGAAGUAGAGAAUGAGUGUCACGAAGGAUUGAGAGAAAUUUUAUCUGAUCUAACUUUUGUUGGUUGCAUAGACGAAUCUGCUGCACUUAUUCAAAGUGGAGUUAGUUUAUAUCUUUGCAACACAAAAAAAUUAGCGGAGGAGCUUUUUUACGAAAUUAUGCUUUAUGACUUUGCGAAUCAUGGAGUUAUAAAAUUCUCAGAUGCAAUUCCUUUGUAUGAAUUAGCAAUGUUAGGAUUAGAUACAGAAGAAGCUGGAUGGACAGAAGAAGAUGGGACAAAAGAAGAAUUAGCUAAAAAUGUUAAAGAAUUAUUACUGGAAAAGACAGAUAUGUUAAAAGAAUAUUUUUCUAUUGUUAUAGACAAAAAAGGGAACUUGAGAUCUUUACCAGUAUUACUAGAAAAAUAUUUUCCAUACGAAGCUGGUCUUCCACUCUAUAUAUUGCGUUUAGCUACUGAAGUAGAAUGGUCGACAGAACAACCAUGUUUCCGAACUGUCUGCAGAGAAACGGCAAGAUAUUACAGUCAAAUGAAUCCUAUACACGAUACUCACGAUUGGAAGUAUAUUACAGAACAUGUUUUAUAUUCUGCAAUUAAAGAGAGUUUGCUUCCUCCUAAAUAUUUUGCACAUGACUCAACAAUACUGCAAAUAGCUAAUCUACCUGAUUUGUACAAAAUUUUUGAAAGGUGUUAAAUAUACUUAACAAUUGGACAUUGAUCAAGAUAAAUUUAACUUUGCACAAAGUACGUAAUGCGCUGUAACGGAAUUGUAAAAUAUUAAUUAUAUUGACCACGUAAUACUA